UCAAAACAUUGCACGCUGCGUAGCAACAUGUGGAAGUUCGAGAAACCUAAUCUUUUUGGGGCGUUUACUCGAUCAAAGUCAGCACUUUAGUGGUAGAGGUUGUUGGUCUUUCACUUUUGGGGAGUGCACCAGAGAAGUUGUCGCGAAGCCACUCUUGACUGCGGUCUGUUCUCGUCUGACCUUCAGAGCUGCUUCCAGACAUGUAGUCAGCAGCAGAAGCAGAGCGUAUUCCUGUUUGCAAACUAUUUUUCCUCUCAAACAAGCUUCCUCUACCUCUCGGACUGGACUUCGGUGCGUUGACUUCGUCUCGCCCUCCCCUGCCCCCUCGCCCCCCAGCAAUGGCCUCACGCAUUGGUCUGCGUAUGCAGCUAAUGCGAGACCAGCUGCAGCAGGAGGAGCAGCGCGAGCGGCAACAGCAGCAAAAUGCUGCCCUGCAAUACAUGCAGCACCACAUGGCUGGACCACCUGCCCCCACUGCAGCCAUCAGCGCCCCCCAAAACUACCAAAGCAUGCAGGUGCCCGUGGAGGUUCUUAAGGUACAGACCCACCUUGAGAAUCCUACGGACUACCACAUCCGUCAGUCUCGGAGGCAGCAGGUGAAAGAAUACCUCUCCACUACCUAUGCCACCAAACAGAUGGUCCACGCUGUAGCAGGGCCAAUGCCACCAUCUCCCCCUGCAGCCAUUGGGCCUACAGGGAGUUCGGCGUCUCUACCCCCGCCCCUCCACUCUCCACACAGGCGCACUGAGCAGCUCAUGACUGGCAACAGUGCACCCAACAGCCCAAUGGCCAUGCUCAACAUUGGCUCCAGCCAGGAGCAAGAGAUGGAUGAGGUCAUUGAUGACAUCAUCAGCAUGCAGUCCAGUUACGAUGAUAUUCAGGCCUACGUAGACCCCGUACAGAUGCCCAACACACUCCCUCUGUCCAGCAGCCACCUGGAUGUGUACACAGGUCCAGGCAUGAAGGGGCCAGCCAUUGCAAUGACCAGCAACUCCUGUCCUGCCAACUUGACCAUCAAACGAGAAAUUUCAGAAGCCCGUGCCCUGGCCAAGGAGAGACAAAAGAAAGAUAACCACAAUCUCAUUGAAAGAAGACGGAGGUUUAACAUCAAUGAUCGUAUUAAAGAGCUUGGCACAAUGAUUCCCAAAACCAAUGAUCUCGAUGCUCGCUGGAACAAGGGCACCAUCCUGAGAGCGUCUGUGGACUACAUCAAACGUAUGCAGAAGGAUGUACAGAGGACCAGAGAGGUGGCGACUAACUUCAAAAGGAUGGAAAUGGCCAACAAACAGUUGAUGCUUCGCAUUCAGGAGUUGGAGAUGCAAGCUCAUCUGCACGGCCUUCCCAGCAACUCUCCAUCUGGCCUGAACCCGGCAGACGUGAUGACUCCAUACAUAAAACAAGAGACCAGCCCAGAGGAGAACCUCUCCCACACUCAGACACAAGCUCCACACCAUCACCUAACCCAGAGCCAGGCUCCUCUCCAGCCCCAGCAGCAUCACUUCCUCCCACAGGCCCACCUCCACCCACAAAGCCAUGCUCAGCCUCAGCAGUCCAGGCAGCUGACCAUGCUCCCCCAACACCUCCAGCCUCAGCCGCCCAUCCAGUACCCAGCCGUAGGCAGCUCCCAGCCCUUUGACUUUGCCCAGUCGCUGGACUUGUGCGACGGGAUGCAGGCAUUCUCAGACGGCAUGUCGGGGCUGGGCGAUCUGGGAGGACUGGAUAUGCAGGGCCGUAGAAGCGAUAUGGGAUUUCUCAUGAUGGAUGAGCCGUUGUCCCCCAUGGGUGGGGACCCUCUGCUCUCCACCAUGUCCCCAGAGGCCUCUGUCGACUCCAGUCGCAGAUCCAGCUUCAGCAUAGACGAUGGCGAAAUACUGUAGACACAUGCAUGCACACACACACACACACACACACGCACACAGACACACGCGCACAUACACACUCCUGCAAGUACAUGCUAAAAAAAAAAAAAAGUGUUGGUACCACUAUGGACAGCAUAAAAAAAGGCCAUCAUCACAAUGACUGGAAGCCAUUAAGCAGCAGAAUCCUACAACACAUUCAAUACACGUCAAAAGUGAUAUCACGCACAUGCAAAACUGGAUAAGACAUGAAAUGAGGAUCUUGAAACUUUCAAAGAACAUUUCCAAGGGGUAAACAAAUACUGAGAGGUCAGCGUUCUACAGUACAUUGUUUUCAUGAAGGUGGUGGUCAUUUUUCAUUCAUAAGUAGAUAUUUGUAGUAGGAUGAUUGUACAUUGUCCCAUUUUGCCAUAUCAGCAUAAAUGAUUACAUGAUACAGAAGGAGCAGCUUUGUGCUCCCGUGUGUGUAGUUUAGUCUACAGCGAUGCUACUCGGUCUCAUUUUUGUUUUGCUAUAUCUGUAAUUGCACAGUUUGUCGUCACGAUUAGCACUAUAUGGUUGGUGUCAGGUAGAGGCCAUCGUUAGCAUGCUAAGCUUAGCAUGGCCUUAAAGUGGCCAUAUUGACAUGCACAUUGUGGGCUUUAUGGGAGUAACUCUAGGUGUCCUUUUCAUCAACUCACACAUUCACCAGUACCACUUUAUACGCCUCUUUGCUUCUGUUAGUGUCCUGGUUGCCAUUUAAAAGCAUGUCAUCCAUAUCUAUCAUACUCAGGUACUGUAACGGAAUUCACAAGCGGGGGUCAUUUUAAAUAAGUGCUGAUGGGAACUUGAACCAGGCCCAUAACUUAAGCAGCUUUUUAAGGCCAGAGUUCAUGACAAGAAUUGAUACUGUUAAAAAAAAAAAAUCAAUGGUAGAGGGCCACAGACAGGGUGGAUUUUAAUCCUGUGCAAAUUGCAGUAUACAGGUAGCUCACAUUAGGUUCACACACACACACACACACACACACACACACACACACACACAAAGUGUUCACUUGACACAGAUUCAAGAGCUCCCAACACACACACACAGCACAUUGUGUAUUGAGGCUGGUUUCAAAUCAGCACCAUAGUGAGGGCGUCUUUGACUGAGGUGAAGCUCAGCUGAUAUUCACACUCUCAUCCAAAGGGCAUCUUUUUGGUCCAUCUUGUCAUCAUGGCAGUCUGAGCAUUAUGGAUGGUAAAGAACUCUUGUGGUGAUAUUUUUGAUUAUAAGUAGGGAUGGGCAUUUCACUACAUUUCCUUGAUUAAAAAUAAUGCUCAAUUAAUCGAUUAUUUGUUCUUUUAGGGAGGGGAGAAUUGCUCUUGGAAUGUUCUCAACUCCUGUUUCCAUGGCACAGUAAAACCAGCUACGACUGAAUCAACAGCGCCCCUGCUGGUC
Messenger RNA from Phycodurus eques (leafy seadragon), 3276 nucleotides. RefSeq names its product transcription factor EB (gene tfeb). Gene Ontology annotation, molecular function: DNA-binding transcription factor activity, RNA polymerase II-specific; RNA polymerase II cis-regulatory region sequence-specific DNA binding; protein dimerization activity. The transcript is spliced from 12 exons. Gene Ontology annotation, cellular component: nucleus. Lineage: Eukaryota; Metazoa; Chordata; Actinopteri; Syngnathiformes; Syngnathidae. Bases 339 to 1877 code for a protein of 512 amino acids. The record is from RefSeq and is a predicted model, not a curated record. Gene Ontology annotation, biological process: positive regulation of DNA-templated transcription; regulation of transcription by RNA polymerase II; humoral immune response.